Messenger RNA from Phalaenopsis equestris, 746 nucleotides. RefSeq lists its product as uncharacterized. NCBI's taxonomy places the organism in Eukaryota, Viridiplantae, Streptophyta, Magnoliopsida, Asparagales, Orchidaceae. The record is from RefSeq and is a predicted model, not a curated record. Bases 94 to 525 code for a protein of 143 amino acids. The transcript has a single exon.
AAAAAAACCAGCACCUUGCCGCACGCUUUCUCCAACCCCCCCCUAACCCCAACUAUCUCCCAUCCUUCUCUCCAACUCUCUCAGUUCCUCCUCAUGGAUUUCCCCACUCCUAAGCCCAAAAACCACUUCUCCGAUCGCUCCCCAAACCUCCUCACCAACUGCGACCUCCCUCCUCCCCUCCAACUCUUCUCCCCUUUCUUCUUCGACGACGACAACCACGGCGUGCUGAGGGCUCUACGCCUCUCGCAGUCGAGGGCGAGGGAAGCCGAGAAGCGCGUCGAGCUCGCCACAGCGAAGAGCGCCCAAUUGGCCUCCAUGCUCUUAGAUGAAUCGAUGAGGCUUUCGGUGCACAGGCGGUGGGCGAUGAUGCUCGAGUUCGAAGUCGCCGCGCUCAGGAAGAGGCUGUCGCAGGCCGACGACGACGAUGAGGAUGAUGGUCCCGUGGAGAUUGCUCGGUGGUUAGCUCUCGCGGUCUGCGUGGGGAUCGCCGGCGUUGGCUUUGCAAUUGGCCGGUGCUUUUUUUGAGAAUGGGCCCGUGUAUGUUUCUGAAUUGAUCUUAUAACUUCGCCCCCCAUUCUUUCGUAUUUAUGUUUUCGCCCCUAAACUAUAGGGGAAAUAUGCAAAAGAUGGAUUUUAGUGUGAAAAAGUGCAAUUAAGGCUGUUUUUGAUAUGAUUGGAAAGAAUUAGUUGCUUGGUUUGUAAGAAUGAAAGUUUAAGUGCGAGAUGAUAAAUAAAUGCAUAAGAAU